This is a messenger RNA of Macrobrachium nipponense, 8092 nucleotides long. RefSeq names its product ARF GTPase-activating protein GIT1-like (gene Git). Gene Ontology annotation, molecular function: small GTPase binding; GTPase activator activity. Gene Ontology annotation, biological process: brain development; regulation of ARF protein signal transduction; regulation of G protein-coupled receptor signaling pathway. The transcript has 16 exons. The record is from RefSeq and is a predicted model, not a curated record. Bases 148 to 2703 code for a protein of 851 amino acids. Gene Ontology annotation, cellular component: synapse. NCBI's taxonomy places the organism in Eukaryota, Metazoa, Arthropoda, Malacostraca, Decapoda, Palaemonidae.
AUCCGAGUGAAUGUGAAUGAAAACAACCAACAACAACUUUGUCAGGACGGGGGACCCCGAACACCACCAAUACAAGUUUCCAAACCCAAUGUCUCGAGGAUAAUUUCACCGAAAAUGAAUGAAUAGGAUGCGGCGGCGACUCCCACGAUGUCUCGAGUAGGGGGAGGGGCUAGAACGAAGCCCAGGACUUCGCAGGAUGUGUGUGCAGACUGUGGGGCGCCAGACGCUGGCUGGGCAUCUAUUAAUAGAGGCAUUUUAAUCUGUGAUGAAUGUUGUAGUGUCCAUAGAUCCCUUGGGAGACAUAUAUCUCAAAUCAAAUCCCUCAAGAAAGGAACAUGGAAUCCAAUACAGCUUUCAAUGGUGCAUACCCUCAGCAGCAGUGGGGCCAAUCAUAUAUGGGAACAUACGUUAUUAGAUCCAAGCGUGGCAAGAACUGGAAGACGCAAACCACAACCCAAAGAUCCAGUUCACCCAACCAAAGCUGAUUUCAUAAGGGCCAAGCACCAGAUGCUCUCCUUUGUUUACCGACCUCAGAGAGAGGACUCCAACGGGAGUGAUGUUGAUUUAUCUCGUCAGCUUCAUUCCAGUGUAAGAACUGCCAACUUAGAAACUUCGCUCAGAUUACUCUCCCAAGGAGCUGAUCCAAAUUUUUACCACAAGGAAAAGGGUUGUUAUCCCUUGCAUGUGGCAGCACGAGCUGGCCAGUCAUCCCAGGCCGAGUUGUUGAUAGUUUAUGGGGCUGACCCCGGUGCCCUUGAUGCCAAAAACAACACUCCUGCUCAUUAUGCAAGUGAAUCAAACCACUCCUGUCUCGCAGAACAUUUGCUGGAAAGUCAAUAUGAGUUGACAGAUAGAUUAGCGUUUUAUCUAUGUGGCCGUAAACCAGAUCACACGAUGGGGCAGCACUGGAUCAUUCCUGAAAUGGCUAACUCAUUGGACAUGUCUGAUUUAGCCAAAGAAGCAAGAUCCAAAUUACAGAAUUUAUCCAAUAACCUGUUUGAGGAGUUAGCAUGUGAUGUUUAUGAUGAGGUUGAUCGUCGGGAGACAGAUUCUACAUGGUUAUCUCUACAAAAUCAGAGUGCUUUGGUUAGUGAUAGGUGUACUGUACCCUUUCUUCCUGUUAAUCCAGAGUACUCGUCCACAAGGAACCAAGGAAGACAAAAGCUUGCCAGAUUUAAUGCCAGAGAAUUUGCCACUUUGAUAAUUGAUGUGUUAUCCGAUGCAAAACGUAGACAAACUGGGAUCUCCUCUCCAACGGGAACUCCAAAAGAAAAAGCAGUAACCCAAGCUGACCAGAGAGCUGAUGGGGCACAGGAGCCCAUCCAUUCCUCUCUCUCCUCCCCUCCUCAUCUGUCAGCCAAUCCUGAGGAAGACUCCCUGCCUUCUGCUUUAUCUGUUUCUUCUGAUGUUCCACUCUCUGACUUCGGUGACGUGACGUUGACAAUGCCUAAUUCUCCUAAAAUACCACCUGUGAAAGCACCCCAUUCUUCUACAAGCACCCCGGCUAACUCUUCACCCGUAAAUAGUAAUGAUAUUCAUCAUUUAAGACAUACACAGAUUUCUAUCACUUCCUCUAUUUCAUCUAGCACUGAUCCUAUGGUGACCACAACACAAACUCCUCCUCUUUCAUUAAUCAACAACAAUGCAAACAAUAACAAUAAGGGCGAACUGACGGAUGACGGGGAACCUUUGUACGACUCCGUGGCUUCAGAAGAUGAUUACACCUAUGUGGAGAUGCAUAAGAAGCUAGAGCAGCAAAAGGCUAUUUUAGCAGAGCAGACAAGACAGAAUCAGCUCCAUGAAUCUUUCUUUGAUCAGGACUCUCCUCAGAUGGAGGCGGAAAUCAGCCUCGAGACAUAUCUCCAAAUGAAAGAAAAGCUGGAAUCAAGUGAAGCUAAAAUACAGGAAUUACAGUGCAAUAAUGCUGAGAUGCGCCACAAGUUGAAUGAACUUAGCUCUACUGUAAAAAGCCUGCAGCAAGAAAACAUCAAUUUGCGGUCAAUGUACAACAGUGGAAGUAGUGGUUUGGGACCCCCAACACAUUCUACCCCACCACCACCCUUGUUGUCUUCCACCAUGUCACAGUCUCUGUAUAAUGGAGAUGUUGAUCCUCAGGUAAAUAUGCGUACAACUUGUACUAGUCGAGUCCCAUCCCAGAGACCUUUUAGUAUGUUUGAAGCUCGUCAAGGCCCCCCGAAUGCCCCUGGCCAAAGUCAUCAUAUGGAUCAAGCCCGAACUUCCUCCUACCAGAUGGCAACCGUUCGAAUGUCAGGGGAAUAUGAUAAUACUCAAAUGAGAAGCCCGAGCUUAGAACCAACAGAAACUACACCUCUAAAUCCACAUCAGUCAUUGCCUUCUCAGGAAGAGGUUGUAAGGAAAACUGAAGUAAUAACUAAGAGAAUUCAAGAGUUACUUAUAUCAGCACAAGAGGGACGUCAGGAUUCUUUUGUACCUUGUGCUGAACAAAUACACUCUGCGGUGCUAGAUAUGGAUGCUAUUUUUCCAAAGGAUCGGUGCUCUUCUGGGGUGCAGGGAGGACUGCGCCAGUUGGUAAGCAGUGCAACGAGAUUGCAAAAUGAAUGUCGAGGCCACCUGACUGCACAACCCAAUACCCUGGACCCAAAGUUUGUAACACAACAAGUAAUUCAGUGUGCUUAUGAUAUAGCAAAAGCUGCAAAGUUGCUGGUUACUCAUUUCCAAUAACUAUUUAAGGACUGUAUGUUAUGCUACUUCACAAAUGACUGUAGAUAUUUUUUUUUAUUUAAUUGCCAAGAUUUUUCAUAUAUAUUGUGCUCUUAAUCCUGUUGAUUAUGUGACUUAUUAUGAACUGUGGCUGAUGCCAUAUUCCAUGUACUUUAAAGUGAAAGGAGUAAUAAUGCUCUGUUAGUAUAUUAAAAGUCAAGAACUGAAAUGGAAAGUUGGUGAUGAAAUGUCAUCUCCAGCAUUGUCAAAAAAGAUGUGUUCUUGUGCCUUUCAGGUAAGCCUUUUCCAAGCUAUUCUAACCUAGUGUGCUUCUUGAAUAUCUUGUACAUAUGUGCAAAGUGUGCUUGCCUAGAAAAGUUAUUUUUUCUCUAUUGUUCCUUUAUAACGGUAGCAUUCAUUUUCAAGAGCCUGUAUAUGUUAAUGAGAUACCUUGCUCAGUUUAUUGUGCAUCUUGGGGUUUUGAAGGGGACAACUGUUAUUUUUUAUACAUGUAUACAUGCAGUGAAUAUAUUAUAUAUAUACAUUUAUAGAUAAGUAUGUCAUGGCAUAUAACGAACAGAACAUGCCCAUAGAUCUUGAGCCAGGAAAAGAAUUUAUCACGAUAUGAGAUUAAGAACAAAGUUGAAUCGCAAGUGACUAAAAAUUGCUGGCUUAAGUCAGCUAACAGAAGGAGACUCAAAGAAAGAAAAUGAUUAGAAUAAUCAAGUAAAGGUGAGUAAACUUCUAAGUAGACCCAGAUUUAGGACCAAGCAGUAUAGAUAAUAGAAAUAUUGAUGGACCCCGAGUUCAAGUAGUUCAGUUUCUUUACAGUAAAGAAAUACUAGGUUUAUAGAAUUCAAAGUCAUAUACGUAAAUAUGUAUGUAGAAAACCCUAUCAAACUGGUGUGCCCCCUUUUUUUUUCAUAUAGAUAAGCAACAUCACCAGGGAAAGCUAAAAUGUAUUUUUGUAAGAUAGAAGAAAUCAGAUCUUAAAGUAAGGCGUGCAAUUAUAAUGUCUAGGGACUUGGUGGAUGAAUUUAGGCAGCCAGGGAUUAUAAUUACUGUAAUUGCUGGUAUGUACAAGGAAAAAAAAUUGUGGUACAUUUUGUAAGGUGAAUGUCAAAUGUGCCAGAUCAACAUAUGAGCACAUGCUAUGAGCAACUGGUUCCAGUGAAUAAAUAAUCCCACCCUCGGAUGUAAACACCAAUUACCAUGGUCUCCUUUAUCAUUGACUUAACAGAGAAGAGCCAUGUAGUAAAAUAUAUUUUCAAGUAAAAAUAUAUUACUUUUAAAGUCGGAACAUUCUGUUUCUCAUACACAUAAUAUAAAAAAUUAAGUAAAAAUAAAUACAAUAAGUUUUGCCGCAAGAAAAAUGUCUUAAUGUUUGGUUGUUGUUAACUACUGUACUUUACAGAUGUUGGUAACUAGUCAUCAUUUCUUUAUAUAUACAUCCAAGCAACUAACUUCAUCAGUUUUAAACUGAUCAUUGAGCAUCAGUCAUGACAGUUUUACACAUUGUUGCAUUACAUUAUUAUAUUGUUUGUGCUUCAUACAAAUGUCUGAUUACAAGAGUUUUAUGUAAUCACUCACUAUGCGUUGAUCUGAUCAUUUUGUCUCUUCUAAGCAUUGAAUUUUGUAAGAUUAUGUUGAAUUUCCCUCUUUCACCUCUGCAUUCCAUAACAUACUCCCAUCACUGGUGAGUGUUUGUUGUCUCCAGUUUAUAUUUUAAUUUUUAUUCUAUUAGCAUUGAAAAAUAUCUGUGGUCUAUUUAAAAUUAUACCAUCUGUAAUAUAGAAGGAGAUAGAGAUUGCAAAUUAAUAGAUGUUUUGUUUGGUAUGCAGUCACAAGUCACUCCCACUCCCAAAUCUAAUUAAGUGUAUUUUGUGUUUUGCACAUUGUAACAAUAGACAAACUUUUCAUCUAGCAUACCACUUAAAUAAUAUCUCUAGUAGACUUAAAAGUACACUAUCAGCAGCAUAGUUGUUUGUGAGGUACAGAGGAAUUAAAUACCUUUUAGCCUAGUCAGACAGACAUAAGUUUGUACAGCACACAAUUAUGUAAAUUUCAAGUUAUUAAGAUGCAUUUUGGUGUUGCGAUGAUUUUUUGGAGGUUAUGCCAUACAGCAUAAUGGUGUAAAAUAUCUCUGGUAGGCUUAAAAUUACAUUUUCAGUAAUACUGUUGUUUUAGUAAAGAAAUACAGGUGCUGUAAUGCCAGUAGAUAAGAAAAUUCAUGGUAAAUGGUGUGAACUAUGAAAAUUGAGAAGAACGGGGGGUAUUUUUAUUUUUUCAGAAUAUUCUUACCAAAAUUGGGGGUAUCUUAUAUGCCAGCAAAUACAGUAUGUUAAGUGGGUCACAUUGUUUAUUAAUAUUGAAUAUAAUUUUAAGUAUGCAAUAAUUUUGGAAAACCAAUAAGCAACAUUGCUAGUUGAUAAUUAACAGUUAUAUGUACAAAUCAUCACUAAGAACACAAACUGGUUUCUGAAUCCAAAACUUAUGCUUAUAUCCUUGAACAUCAUAGGCAAAACACAAUAGAUUGUAGACUUACAAAGGUUCAUACUGUGCUGUAUAGUAUACUGAUUUGUGGGAGUAUCAUAUAAUGAAAUACGUAGGUCAGUUUGCUUCACUGAACUCUAAUAAUUUUCAGAGCAAAUAUAACUAUUAUAUGUUCAGCCAUUAAAAUGAUUAAAAACAUGCCUUCAGAGAAAGAUAUAAUUUUCUGUGACAGAGUGUUGUAGCAGCCCCUUGAAAUGAUUUAUUGUCUUAAAAUUACCGUAUGUCCAACAGAUUUAAGUUUGUUUCUACAUUUUAUAUGAAGCCUUUUCAGAUGUUGCAGUAUGUUAUUACAUCCCAACUGUAUGAGGAAGUAAAAAAACUGAAAGUUGCUGAUCACUUGGUCUCAAAAUGUUGAACAAUUGUGGUGAAAUGUUUUAUUUGAAUGUCAGAUUUUCAGUCUAUAGUACAACAAAUACAUUAUCAAGUUUUUGAACAAGUUUCUUGAAUUUUGUCAAUCUUCAACAUUUCUAGUUUAUCUGGUCAAAGUUGUAGUUUACUGAGUUGAGUACCAGCUAAUAUAUGUGUCAAGAACAAACCCUUCAGGCCAACCCCACAAGAGCUAAGAAUGUUUUUCUGUGGUUCAGGUAAACUAUUUUGAAUAAAUAUCAAGAGGUCACAUUCAUCUGCGAUGAAAAAAUUUUGUUUAUACUUUGUACUCUUUGCUAUGCCUUCUGACCUCUUUACCUUCUCAAUUUCUUUAAUUUUCAAUUAAACCAAAUUUUAAAAUUUCUAGAAAGAUGUAAUCUAAUUACAUUUUAAUAUUUCAUCAAGACAAAUUCUUUGGUCCUGCCAGAGUUGAAUAAAUUAGUUCAGGGAUCUGAUUAAACUACUUAUUUUUAAGUUUCAAAAUACAGUAGUUUUUAAAUGCAUUAGCAAAUGUAUCAAAUCAGAACACAAAUUAUUUGAAGAAACUACAACCAUUUCAGUUGAGAUUUGAAACAACACAUUUGAUUAAUGUGAGGCAAGCAUGGGAUUGUUGUUUACAGCAACUCAACAUGUGUAAGUUCUGAUCAAGUAUAUCCAAAGUAAGGAAGGUAGUUUAGAAGUAAGAGGUCUUUGUGGCUUGAGACUAAAAAUAUUUAAUAGACUGAGAACUUAAACUGUUUUCUUCUUACCGUAAUAUCAGCUACAUACUAGAGUUUUAAUGAAAUAGACUAAUUUAGUGUUUUUUCCUUUGAUACUCUAGUAAUUUUGCUCUAUACAUUUUCUUUUUAUUCUUGGGUAUCUCACAUUUCAAUCUGUUUUAUGAAAUGUUUAAUAAUUAUUUUAAUCUGCUUUCAGCUACAAGUUCAUAACUGUGUACCCAAGUACAGUAUAUGUAAUUGUUUUACUUGGCAGUUUGACGUGAUAAUGCUAUAGAUAAAAUUUUAUUCAGUUUUAUGUAUAAACAUGUAAAUAGUGUGCUCUAUGUUGUUUAUUGUUAGUAUCUGUAGGCUUGAUUUUCCAGGUAUUUACAUUCUUAUUUAUUCUGAUUUCUCAAAUGGUAGUUUUCCAUCUUUAAAAGAGCAUUAUUUUCAGUUCACUCAAGUCAUUUAGUCAGCUCAAGGGGCUAAUGCCUUGAAAGCAUCCCUGGCAUCUGUGGACAGCAGGUAAAAGUUUUUGAAGUUCACUUUUAUUUUCUAAGUAUAUGAAGUGUGACUCAUAUUUGGAGGGUAGCUUUCUUCAUGGAAUACCUUCCACACCUGAUUGCUCCCAUCUUGUCACUUCGAUCUUUGACUUUGGAUGAAUGUCAAGGAUAUAUUAUUAUAUAAAUAAUAUAGGAACUUAAUUCUUUAGUUUACAGAUUUUAGCCCACCUAGUGAACACCAUUGUCUUGUGAAAACACUUGUUUAUUUAGAAUGUUUGAUGUUCACUUCCUUGACACUUUCUAUGGUGGUUCAACCAUGUCAAAGUAUUUACACAUUCACAUGGAAUGAGCACUUGGUAUCUUAUGUUUUUUCCACAUUUUUAGAAUAAAUAGUGUAUGUAAUCAGAUAUGUAAUGAUCUUUAUUAUGUAAAAAGUGUUUAUCUCAUAUCAUUGCUUGAGCAGAAGUCUUGAUAUUGAUUGUGGGGAAAUAUGAGAAAUGUAUAUUAUUUUCGGUAUGUGUAUAACAAGAACCAAAAACUGAAAGCAUCCUUAAAACUAAAGUAGUAACUUUUCAACUUGAGAAUGUAGACUAUACAAUUAUAAACUGAAUUUAAAAAAUUAAAUGAAAACUGAAAUAUGAAAAAAUAGUGAAUGGAAAGCAGUUUGGUAUCAGGUUAUACACAUGAAAUACCAGAGUUGAGUUUUUUUCCAUAUUCAGGCUCUUGAAAUUAUAGCUCCUAUAGAUUUUGUUAAUAACAUUAUUUUUUUCUUUUUAUAAAGCAGAAGUUUGCAAUAAUAAAGUCUUAUCUCUAUUUUAAUUGUGGGAGUUUGCACUCCUCUUUUCAGUCUUCCAUAAUAGAGAUUAUGUUGAGAGUACUAAACAUUGUUAUGAUAUAUAUAACUUGACCAGCUUUAAUUGAUUUCAAAGUCUAAAUUGGUUAAGGGUUUAAAGAAACUUUCAUUUAAAUAGUACUAAUAGAGGAUAACAUAUAAGAUUUUAAAAUUUUGAUGUCUGUUGUAUAUGAUAGGUUAUAAUUGCAGAGAUUGUAUAAAACAUUAAUUUUCCUGCAUUUUGGUGUGUUUACAUUAAUGUUAAAUGAGACAUAUGCAUUUAUUAGGACAUUAUGUAAUGUUGAACUAUAUAGAUUUUUAAUUUACAUAAUUGUAAACCAAUGUACAUGUAAAUAUUGUAUGACUGAUUAAACUUGUUUAUUAGCUGAAGCUGACAACACAGUUUCUGUUAUUUAAGUGUACAAAUUAUAAUUUAAAAAUAUAAGCCACUUGUUGUA